Molecule: messenger RNA, 485 nt
Organism: Danio rerio (zebrafish)
Lineage: Eukaryota; Metazoa; Chordata; Actinopteri; Cypriniformes; Danionidae
Gene: mia
Product: MIA SH3 domain containing
Source: RefSeq, marked provisional
CUGGGCUCCUCCCACUUGAGCUUUAGUCCUGCUCAAACUAACUAAGAAUCAGACACACACUGACAUGGAGAAACACUCUGCAAACUGGACUUUUCUGCUGGUGCUCUGUGGCUUCCUGCCACUGGCGAUUCAAGCUGGCAGACACAUGCCAAAACUCUCCGACAAGAAGCUAUGCGCCGAUUCAGAGUGUAGUCAUCCCAUUCUCAUCGCUAAAGCUCUGCAGGAUUAUUAUCCACAAGACUGUCGCUUCAUUCCUAUCCAGCAGGGCCAGUCUGUCUAUGUGUACGCCAUGCUGAAAGACCGUGGAAACCUUUUCUGGGCUGGUAGUGUUCAAGGGUCGUAUUAUGGAGAGCAGGAGGCUCGCCUGGGUUUCUUCCCCAGCAGUGUUGUUGAAGAGACUCAUGCGUUAAUGCCUGCUGAGGUUGAGGUCAAGACUGAUAAAUGGGACUUCUACUGCUAUUAGGGUCAUGUGUUGCCUCCAGCUG